This is a messenger RNA of Cotesia congregata, 498 nucleotides long. The record is from the annotation of a GenBank genome assembly. NCBI's taxonomy places the organism in Eukaryota, Metazoa, Arthropoda, Insecta, Hymenoptera, Braconidae.
AUGAAGUACCGGUUAAUUGUAUCUAUUUUUCUGCUUGUGAUGAUGCUCGGGGGAACGGUGGAGGCUGCUAAGGGUGGGAUUGGCAGAGCAGGAGUACGCGGUAGAGGCAGAGGACGGAUAUACAGUGCGAGGAUGCCGGUUAUUAUUCCCGGUCGUAAUACCAACAGUGGUUACUAUGAGAACAAAGAUGGCGCAAGGAUCAUCAAGUCUUCACACUUUGAAUUGGAUUACAUGCUGGGAAGAAAGAUUACUUUUUUCUGCAUGGCGCGUGGAUUUCCAAGACCAGAAAUAACUUGGUACAAGGACGAUAUUGAACUUUAUCAUCACAAAUUCUUUCAAGUCCACGAGUGGGCUGUAGGAAAUGAUACUAUCAAAUCUAAAAUGGAAAUAGAUCCAGCAACUCAGAAAGAUGCUGGUUAUUAUUCGUGCCAAGCUGACAACCAAUAUGCCGUUGAUCGUCGGGGUUUUCGAACCGAUUACGUUAUGAUCUCUUAUUAG